This is a messenger RNA of Exophiala dermatitidis NIH/UT8656, 1062 nucleotides long. RefSeq names its product gluconate 5-dehydrogenase. Gene Ontology annotation, cellular component: intracellular anatomical structure. The transcript has a single exon. The coding region runs from base 1 to 1062 and encodes 353 amino acids. The record is from RefSeq and is a predicted model, not a curated record. Gene Ontology annotation, molecular function: oxidoreductase activity, acting on NAD(P)H, oxygen as acceptor. Lineage: Eukaryota; Fungi; Ascomycota; Eurotiomycetes; Chaetothyriales; Herpotrichiellaceae.
AUGUUCUUCCGUCAGUCGCUGCGCUCGUCUUCGGCAUUGUUUGCAGGCUAUAGGGUUACAGGUCGAAAGUGCACGCGAACGCUUCGAACACUACCUCAAUUCUCACUCGAGAAUAAGACAUGUGUUGUGACCGGUUCAGCGAGAGGCCUGGGAAAGGAAUUUCUGACUGCUUUCGCCCUGUCUGGCGCUCGAGGAGCGUGCGUCGACCUGUCGCUCAAGGACUGUGAAUCCUCCAUCUCAUCCAUAUCGUCACAUGUCCAAUCGACAUAUCCCAAUGAGUCUGUCCCUGAGUUGCGCGCGUACGAAUGCAAUGCAACGAUAGAGUCGGACGUCAAGUCAACAUGGGCCAGGAUCGUGGAGGAUUUUGGCAAAGUCGACGUCCUUGUGACUGCGGCCGGCAUUGUGGACAAUGUCGAGGCCGAGAACUACGACUAUGCGCGCUGGCGCAAAAUGCUCGAUGUCAACCUCGAUGGCACAUUCCUCUUUGCACGCGAGGCAGGCCAGCACAUGCUGAAGUACAACAUCCAAGGUUCUAUCAUUCUGGUUGCCAGCAUGUCAGCCACCAUCUGCGUGCGGCCGCAAAAGCAGGCGGCCUACAACGCUUCAAAGGGAGCGGUACAAAUGCUGUCCAAGAGCCUGGCAACCGAAUGGGGACCCCGAGGGAUUAGAGUCAACAGCCUGAGCCCGGGCUACAUGAAGACCGAUCUGAUCAAGGGAUUGUUGGAGCACGAAGGAAAAGAAUUGGUCGGAUCCUGGGAGAAGGAUAUCCCCAUGGGCCGAAUGGCAGAGCCGCACGAGUUGCAAGGCACCAUUGUCUGGAUGGCUUCCGAUGCCUCCAGCUACCUGAAUGGAAGCGAUGUGGUAAGCCACGAGUCUGGCCCUGAAUCCCACUAUUUUUGCACUACUGAUUAUUUCUGCUCCAGAUUGUUGAUGGAGGGUAUACUUGCUGGUAGCGACCGUGGUCUUGAGCGUCGGUCCGGCGUAAAGGGCUGGGAACCAAUGCAUUUUGGCUAUGCAAAUGACAUUCAGCCAAUUCUUCUGCAAUCGAAGCCCCUGAGAUAA